Colletotrichum spaethianum is the source of this 1200-nucleotide messenger RNA. Its product is annotated as oxygen-dependent choline dehydrogenase. Gene Ontology annotation, molecular function: flavin adenine dinucleotide binding; oxidoreductase activity, acting on CH-OH group of donors. The transcript has 5 exons. The record is from RefSeq and is a predicted model, not a curated record. Lineage: Eukaryota; Fungi; Ascomycota; Sordariomycetes; Glomerellales; Glomerellaceae. Gene Ontology annotation, biological process: secondary metabolite biosynthetic process. Bases 1 to 1200 code for a protein of 399 amino acids.
AUGACACAGGUCGAGAAUUACACGACCAAUGUUGACGAGAACAUGCGAGACCGCCUCAACAUUCACCCGGACAUGUCUCUUCACGGAACUGAAGGACCGAUUGACGUCGCUUACCCACGAUAUUUUUACAACACAUCGGAAAUAGGCCUCAAUCUCGCGGGCGACCUUGACACUGGUGACCCAACGGGCGCUAUGGUCAUCCCAUCGAGCAUGUCUCCCACCAACCAGACCCGCUCCGAUGCGAGGACUGGGUACUUCGACCCAGCUAUUUCCCGUUCGAACCUACACGUCUUGACGGGUCAGACUGUUACGCGGCUGAUUUUAGGCUUGCCCAGUUCAUUAAUAACGGGCGGUAACCGUCGCAUCAUCGGAGUCGAUUUCGCCUCAGGGCCCUCCGGAAUCAACAGGACAGUAGCCACCAACAAAGAGGUUAUCCUUGCCGCUGGUGCUAUUCAAUCCCCUGUUCUCCUGCAGAUCUCAGGCAUCGGCCCCAAGAAAGUCUUGAAGUCCUUGAAUAUCUCCGUGCAGAUUGACCUGCCGGGAGUUGGAAACAACUUUCAGGAUCAUCCCAUGGCUCAGUUUCCGUUCGAAUGCUACGCCACGCAAAAGCGCAUCGUACUCGACCACCUCGCCCGCGAAGACGUCGGCGCCUACGAACUCCUCGCCGCCUCUUGGGGUCAAAUCUCCAUCGCCGCUCAGAAGCCCCUGUCCCGCGGCACCGUCCAUCCGACCUCUCCUUCCAUCUUCGACGGGCCUCUGCUUGACCCGCGCUACUGCGCAGACCCGUUCGACUGCAAGAUCAUAAGGCUUGGCCUGCGAACAGUACGGAGACUCAUGAAGUCCGAUGCGAUGAGGCCGCUUCUUCCUGUCGUGGACACGCGGUUCGAAUCGGACGACUACAUGGAGUUGACGGCGGCGCUAAAGCCGCUGGUAGGUACAGAGUAUCACCCCAGCGGGACAACGAGCAUGAUGCCUGAAGAUAUGGGCGGGGUCGUGGAUGCUGAGUUGAUGGUGUACGGGACGUGUAACCUGCGGGUUAUCGAUGCGGGGAUCAUGCCCUUGAUUCCGGGUGCGCAUAUCCAGGCUGCGGUGUAUGCCGUGGCUGAAAAGGCCGCGGACAUCAUCAAAGCCGCCGCAAGUGGCCCGGAAGUCUGUCCCCUCGGCCUUCUUAAGUGGCCUAUCGGUCAGAACACAGUCUGA